Capsicum annuum is the source of this 3358-nucleotide messenger RNA. RefSeq names its product probable LRR receptor-like serine/threonine-protein kinase At1g06840. The record is from RefSeq and is a predicted model, not a curated record. The transcript has 21 exons. Lineage: Eukaryota; Viridiplantae; Streptophyta; Magnoliopsida; Solanales; Solanaceae. Gene Ontology annotation, molecular function: protein kinase activity; ATP binding; protein binding. Gene Ontology annotation, biological process: protein phosphorylation. The coding region runs from base 212 to 3190 and encodes 992 amino acids.
UGCAUAGUGUUGAGAGUUAAUUUUCCUAUCAUCAUCAUCAUCAAUAUGGAACCUGUCUCUCAUAUAUCAUUUGACCAUUUUCACAAGACUACUUCAACAUUUUCAGCUAGUAUGCUUUCUUCAUCUUUUGAGAUAUAUUUAUAUAUAAUUGGUUUUGACUCUACUUUUGGGACUUCUUCGAGGUAAACAAAAAGAAUUCAGGGGGUUGAAGAUGACAGGAAUAAGAUAUUGUGGAUAUGUUUUUACAACAGCAAUUUACUGUUUUAUGCUGCAGCUUAUUGUUGCUCAAAUUACUGAUCCUUCUGAAGUGUCAGCUUUGGUAGCUAUAAAGAAUAGCUUGAUUGACAACACGAGGUACCUGAAAAAUUGGGACAAGGGUGAUCCAUGUACGUCUAACUGGACUGGAGUUAAUUGUUUCAACAAAGUUGGAGCCAGUGGAUACUUGCAUGUCAAGGAGCUACGUAUGAUGGCUAUGGGUCUUUCUGGAAGUUUAGCACCUGAGCUUGGACAACUAUCUCAUCUUCAUUUUCUGAAUUUCAUGUGGAAUGAUUUGACUGGGAGUAUACCGGAAGAAAUUGGAAACAUCAAGUCUUUGAAACUUCUGCUCUUGACGGGAAACCGACUUUCAGGAUCUUUAUCUGAUAAGCUUGGGUAUCUCCCGAACCUGAGAAUAUUCCAGAUAGACCAGAACCAGAUAUCCGGAAGAAUUCCUAAAUCCUUUUCCAAUUUAAACAGUGUCCAACAUAUCCACUUCAACAACAACUCACUGAGUGGUCAAAUCCCUUCCGAGCUUUCUAAUGUGUCCACUAUGCUUCACAUGCUUAUCGACAACAAUAAUCUUUCAGGAUACCUUCCUCCUGAGUUUUCAACCUUACCGCGUCUUCGAAUAAUCCAACUUGAUAACAACAAUUUCAGCCUUUCUGAGAUUCCAGCUUCUUAUGGAAACAUGUCAUCAUUAGUGAAACUUGUAUUAGAAUGUUCAGGACAUCUUAUUAUGACGAGUCGGGUAGAUAGAAUAAGAUAUAAAGUUGAAUCCUACUGUCACCUACUCAAAUGGAGAUGCAAUGCUACUGAUAAAUAUUGCAGAAGUCUCAGAAAUUGCAAGUUGCGAGGAUCCAUUCCUGAUCUUAGCAGAGUACAGAGUCUACGCUAUCUUGAUCUCAGCUGGAAUCAACUGUCUGGAUCUAUACCACAAAAUAAGCUUUCCAACAAUAUGACAGCUAUUAUUCUGUCACACAAUCGUCUUGAUGGAUCUAUUCCGAAGAGUUUUUCAUCUCUUCCUUUGUUGCAGAAACUGUCAGUGGAGGACAACCUUUUGAAUGGUUCCUUUUCUACCGACAUUUGGCAAAAGAAGUUUACUUCAACUUCGUCACUUUUGAUUGAUCUUCGGAAUAAUUCACUUUCGGACAUUUUGGGUACUCUUGAACCUCCUCUGAAUGUCACUCUAAGGUUGCACGGCAAUCCUGUCUGCAGAAAUGAGAAUGUAAGAAAUGUCAUCAAAUUCUGUGGCUCUGAAGCCGGAGCAGAACAUAAGACAAAUAACUCACAGAGUGUAACUGGUACUUGUCCUAUUCAUGCAUGCCCAAAGGAUAACUACUAUGAAUAUGUCCCAGCAUCACCUGUUCCUUGCACUUGUGCCUCACCUCUCAUAGUUGGCUGGCGGCUGAAAAGUCCUAGUUUUUCUUACUUUGAUCCAUAUGUGCAUCAAUUUGAGCAGUAUAUGACAAGCGAUCUUCAUCUGAACCUUUAUCAAAUGUCAAUCGAGUCAAAUUCUUGGGAAGCAGGACCUCGUCUCCGAAUGCAAUUGAAGCUUUUCCCAACAGUUGGGGUCAGUACAUUUAAUAAAAGUGAGGUCAUUCGUAUCAGCGACAUUCUGCAAUAUUGGGAAAUCUCUGUAGUUGACCUUUUUGGUCCAUAUGAGCUCCUUAACUUCACUCUGGUGGGACCUUAUUCCUACUUGAAUCCUGAUGUUCAAGUUAAACGUAAAAGCAAAGGUCCUUUGAUAGCUAUCAUUGUAGCAGGUGUUUUUGCUGCAUUUGUUUCAGCAAUUAUAACUGUGUUGAUCAAAAAACGACAUGCCAAAUACCGAAGCAUCCUAUCAAGGAAACGUCUAUCCUCAAGGCUCUCUAUAAAAUUGGAUGGAAUUAGGAGCUUCACUUUCAGAGAAAUGAGCUUGGCUACUAAGAACUUUGAUAGCUCAAAUCAAGUUGGUGAAGGAGGAUAUGGGACUGUCUUCAAGGGAAUUUUAACUGACAAAACAGUUGUUGCUAUUAAACGAGCAAAAGAAGGAUCAGUACAAGGGCAAAAGGAAUUUUUGACUGAGAUAUCCUUGUUAUCAAGGUUACAUCACCGGAAUCUAGUGUCAUUGUUAGGAUACUGUGAUGAAGAAGGAGAACAGAUGCUAGUUUAUGAAUUCAUGUGCAAUGGAACUUUGCGAAACUGGAUUCCUGUUAAUAGUAAAGGAACUUUGGCGUUUGGAGCAAGAUUGCAGAUUGCAUUAGGUGCAGCAAAGGGCAUUCUUUACCUCCAUACAGAAGCUCAUCCACCUAUAUUCCAUAGGGACAUCAAAGCCAGCAAUAUUCUUCUUGACUCAAAAAUGACAGCUAAAGUUGCUGAUUUUGGAUUGUCUAGGCUUGCACCUGUCCAGGAUGAUGAAGGUGUUCUACCUAAUCAUGUUUCAACUAUUGUGAAGGGAACACCUGGUUACCUUGAUCCCGAAUAUUUCUUGACCCGUAAAUUGACAGAUAAAAGUGAUGUCUAUAGCUUGGGAGUUGUGUUUCUAGAAAUCUUAACUGGAAUGCGUCCAAUCUCACACGGAAAAAACAUUGUUCGCGAGGUAAAUUUGGCUCGUGACUCAGAGAAGAUGUUCUCAGUCAUGGACAGUACAAUGGGACCUUAUCCUUCCGAAUGUGUGGAAAAGUUUGUAGCUUUGGCCCUCAAGUGUUGCGAGGACAAACCAGAAGACAGACCUUCAAUGUUGGAUGUGGUCAGGGAGCUGGAGACUAUUCAGUCUAUACUCAACAUGAUGCCAGAUAUUGAUGCUGAUUCAGUAGAUUCCAAAGCCAAAUUUAACGAACCAAAGUCAACGUCUUCAUUUUCUGAUAGCACUAGCAGAGACCCAUUUAUAUCGUCCUCCAAUGUUUCGGGAUGUUAUAGUAUCAGUGAUGUCAGUCUUACUAUGCCUCGCUAAUAGAGGAGUUGCUUAUCUUUUGUACUAGAAAAAUUAGCAUGUAGAAUAGGAAAUUACCUUAUAGCUUCUGGCUUAUAUGUAUUUCAAGGAUUUGUUAACAAGGACACCUUUAUCAUAGCCUUCUGACAACAUGUUGUAUCAAUUCAAUUGUUGAGCUUUUACUUAGAA